This is a messenger RNA of Orbicella faveolata, 1731 nucleotides long. RefSeq names its product FERM, ARHGEF and pleckstrin domain-containing protein 2-like. Gene Ontology annotation, cellular component: cytoskeleton. The record is from RefSeq and is a predicted model, not a curated record. Lineage: Eukaryota; Metazoa; Cnidaria; Anthozoa; Scleractinia; Merulinidae. Gene Ontology annotation, molecular function: guanyl-nucleotide exchange factor activity; cytoskeletal protein binding.
AUGAAUCUUCCCACCCUCAGUCAAAAUAAUCUGUGACUAAUUCGAAGACUUUGCGUAUGUUUCCGCUAUUUGCAUAUGGGGGCCUUAAAUAUGAAAUAUCUGUAUCUCAUAAAUUUUUCCAGACACUUGAGAAAUUAAGCUAUUAUUGCACUGACAAUUAUUUACAUUGAUCAGCACACAUAAACUCACUUCCGGGCGCAAAAGUGCCAUAUUUGGUAGGAGUAUAAUUGCCUGAGAUUUCGACCAAUCACAGCCGGAAUUAGACUGGAUCCUUUGAAGCCAUGUUGGUGUUCGCGCCGAGUGGAUAUUUUGGACACAUUUCGUUGUAGUGUUUUAGUUUUGAAUUUCCCUUUAGUUCGUCUGCUCUUCAGUUAUCAAGGUCUUGUCUGAGGGGAAGCUUUCUCUGUCAAAUUUUCGCGUGCCUUUUGAGGACACAGCUCACGAAAGAUGUCUCGCCGUUACGACAUGGGCGAACAAGACAGUUCGAGCCGUGGAAGGGCAAAUCGUCGCAAAGUCACUGUCAAAGUUUGCAUGCUCGAUGAUUCUGUGGUAAAAUUCGAGUUAGAGCCCAAAAGCAGAGGAAAGGCACUAUAUGACAACGUAUACGAACAACUAAACUUGGAAGAGCGUGAAUACUUUGGGUUAAAUUUUUAUGACAAAAGUGAUAACUUGUUUUGGCUUGAUGAUAUAAAGCCCAUAAACAAACAAGUCCAAGAUCUGCGUUCAACAAUAUUUAGAUUUUGUGUGAAGUUUUAUCCACCUGAUCCAGCACUUCUCCAGGAAGAGUAUACUAGGUAUUUGUUUGGUCUACAGAUAAAAAGAGAUCUUCUCAGUGGAAGAUUAAAAUGUUCAGAAAAUACAGCAGCUCUCUUGGCAUCCUAUAUAGUUCAAGGGGAACUUGGAGAUUAUGAAGGAAUGUCAUGCAGAACAGGAUAUUUAUCAGAGUUUCAAUUUUUUCCUGGUCAGACACAAGAUUCUGAGAAAAGAAUAUCAACUUACCACAAAGAGCACAGGUACUGUUUGUGUAGGGUAAAUUCCUUAACAUUUAGUUUCUUUCUUUGUCCUUUCUUUUCAUUGGUUAACAGAAUCUUGCACGUUUGCUCUUUCAAAACGAGCAUUUAAGUUGCCUGUGUAAUGGUUACUGGGGACAAAACAAAAGAGGAGAAGCCAUUAGAAAAAUUGUUUCCAGUACUAGUUCCACAGGCACCUGUGAAAUGCGAUUUUUUAUCUUGGUAGCAAAUUGUAUCGUCUGCUUUUGUCCUGCCAAAUAACUAACUACCAAUGUUUGCUAAUAAUGCACAUUAAUUUUACAUGAUUGUACAGUGUAAUAAUUGUACAUCAUCACAUUCAUUACAUCUUAUAAUUAUUUGAAACAAAAUGAGGUUUACCCCAGCAUAUGUACACGCACAGGAAAUAAUACCAUCAACCUCUGCACAAAGAGGAAGUAAAUGCAGCAUACAUACGUACAUGUGUCUGUAUGUUCCGGUUGCGAACAUGUUUCCUAAGUUUAUUGUUGUCUUCUCCUUCCAAGCCAUGUAUUAGGUCCCAUCAGGGGCCAGGGAACUGGGAGAGGGGGAUUUCAGUAUCUCAUAUCUGAUCUUAUUAAUUUUUUGCCUUGUAUCCUGUGUCCCAGUAAUUUAAGUUGCAGAAAUUAGCAGUUUUUCUACUCUAACAUGUAGGUCUAUAUCCCAGGUUAUCUGUUCUAAAUAUCCUCUAUCCCAUAAAUUCCCC